AUGCCCAAGAGGAAGGUCAGCUCCGCCGAGGGGGCGGCGAAGGAGGAUCCCAAGAGGAGAUCGGCGAGGUUGCCAGUUAAACCGGCUCCUGCGAAAGUGGAAACGAAGCCAAAAAAGGCGGCGGGAAAGGAUAAAUCUUCAGACAAAAAAGUGCAAACAAAAGAGAAAAGAGGAGCUAAGGGAAAACAGGCGGAAGUGGCCAACCAGGAGACUAAAGAAGACUUACCUGCAGAAAAUGGAGAGACUAAAAACGAGGAGAGCCCAGCCUCUGAUGAAGCAGAAGAGGAAGAAGCCAAGUCUGAUUAA
Messenger RNA from Budorcas taxicolor (takin), 306 nucleotides. Its product is annotated as non-histone chromosomal protein HMG-14-like. Gene Ontology annotation, biological process: chromatin organization. Gene Ontology annotation, molecular function: nucleosomal DNA binding. Gene Ontology annotation, cellular component: chromatin; nucleus. The coding region runs from base 1 to 306 and encodes 101 amino acids. Lineage: Eukaryota; Metazoa; Chordata; Mammalia; Artiodactyla; Bovidae. The record is from RefSeq and is a predicted model, not a curated record. The transcript has a single exon.